Molecule: messenger RNA, 1242 nt
Organism: Cyphomyrmex costatus
Lineage: Eukaryota; Metazoa; Arthropoda; Insecta; Hymenoptera; Formicidae
Exons: 5
Coding region: 376-1038 (220 amino acids)
Source: RefSeq, a predicted model, not a curated record
GAGUGGUGGGGGAGUCUACAUGUGACGUCAUCACUUCGGCUGUUUCCGGAGCGGUUCGUGUAGGUUCGGCUCCUUGAAACAGGGCCGCUAUUUUAUCCAGUCUUGAAGACUUGUACGCGAUCAUUCAUCGUAAAAGAGAAAACAAUUAGACAAUUAGAGAGACAAUUAGACGUGAUCUGGCCGUAUUGCCUUCGCUUGGCGCUUGUGUAUUCUAAGGAGGCAGGAGCAAUUAACUAAGAAGAAGAAAAACGCGAUCAUUCACGGCAAUUUCGAUUACAGGAAAGAGGACGGCAUCGGUCGACUUUUUUCAGGUCAUUUUCAUGUUUCUCUGAUAGUAUUAUUGACGGUAUUGAUAUUGACACACGCAAUCACAAAAUGUCCAACAUGUUUAAUUUAUAUGCUGAGUCUGAUAAAGGUCAAACAAAGUCUAUGACACCAUCUAAAACAUCUCAGGAAAUUAGAUUAAAUCCUUCUAAGACAAUGGGAGGCACAAAACCAAAAGGACUAUCUAUAAGAUCUAAUUCUGAUAUGAAUAUACCUAGCGUAUAUUCGGCUAAAAAGAAUACACACGUUAAAGAACAUGAUUCAAAAUUGAAAAUGACACAAAUAGAUAUUCAGGGACGUCCGAUAUCUCCAGGAAAGAGGAUAGAAGAAAGGAAACAAAUUGGACAGUCUAAUAAAACUUCAAAAAAACCAUUAAAUGAUGUUUUUAAGAAGCCAUUGCUGCCUAAGAAGAAUAUCAAAAGGCUUCCACAAAUGGAAAAAUUGGCAUACUGGCAUGAUGACCAAUAUGAUUUUGAUUAUCGAUACAUUGAUACUGUAGAAAAAGAAUUUAAAGAUCUAUUCUCCAAGAGGAAAGAAAACAUGAAACCUGACAAACAGAGUGUACUUGUAUCAGAUCCGGAAACUUUACUUUUGUCAAAUAUGGAGAAGCUUAUUCCUGAUAGAACUUUUGAUGAGGAACACAUGAAAUAUUUAUCUCCUAACUUACUCCAAGUAUCUGAUAUAUCUGAUGAUGAAAUUCGUAAUGAUAACUAAUAAUAAGAAUUAUUUUAAUAUUGUAAUUUCAUAAUUUCUUUUGUAAAAAUAUGGACCGAACUAUUAUAAUUUAUUUUCUGCGAUUAGUAUAUAUUUUUAUGAAUGGGGCGACAGUAUUAGCACUUUGUGUCAUCCUAUUCUUGUUUUAAUCUAAUAAACAAUGAAAAUAGAAUGAUAUAAAUAGUGCUGAUAGUGUCUCUCCAA